This is a messenger RNA of Periophthalmus magnuspinnatus, 3464 nucleotides long. RefSeq names its product transmembrane protein 91 (gene tmem91). The transcript is spliced from 4 exons. Lineage: Eukaryota; Metazoa; Chordata; Actinopteri; Gobiiformes; Gobiidae. The coding region runs from base 1142 to 1882 and encodes 246 amino acids. Gene Ontology annotation, cellular component: intracellular membrane-bounded organelle; membrane. The record is from RefSeq and is a predicted model, not a curated record.
GGAAAGGCCAUAUUGCGCACGUGCAGGGAGUGAUCCUCAUCGCUCCCAUGUCCCUGAUCUGUGAUAGGACGUGGGAAGGGUUAUCCUAUUAUUUCAGUGUGGUCGGUAGCCGGCUUUAGGACCCCGCGGUACAGCACUGGUCAGCAGCAGACCUGAGGCAGAGCAGAGGCGGAGAGGAUGCGGAGGAGAGGGCUGCGGCUGCGACAAUGUGACAGCGAGAGGACAGCAGAAAGUUAACGCCCGGAAAGAUGAACAAAGUCUUGGGUGAUUUUUAAACCCCGAUAGAACGGAUGGAGAAAGGGGCAGUGUGACCCACGGGUUUAACAGGGCAAGCGCAAAAGACGCACCUGUGUGUAGCUCUUCCCUUGACUUCAGCCCGUGCGCUACGAGCAGUGUACCUGAAGUUCAACCUACAAACCCAAUGCACUGCAAUCAUCCUGAACGGACAGCACACGAGCAGAUGAGAAGCAGAGACAUGACUGGAGAGAGCACUUCACUUGGACUUCUACCCUUAUGUAAGAUGAAGUGUGGUACUGCCCAAGUUCCCAUAGGAGCCUAGCGAAGUCCACAGUAACCCAAAGCCAUAAAUCACCAGUGAGGCGCUCCAACUGUCCAUUAUGCUCCACUGUAGCAGCACAGGAACAGGGGUGUUGUUAGGCUGCUGACCCAACAACGUACACCAAGGGAUGCUAUUUCUGGCACCUCAUUGCUUUCAGAGAUUAGUUGCCCUCUAAUAUGGCCCCAAUCCAUUCAUUUGCCACUAGUUUGACUGCUGCCUAUGGUUGUGCCUAUCCUGCCUCAAACACCCUGUGAAUCAAUCUUAUCACCAUCUCCUAGCGAUCUGUGUGCACUUUUCCUACAAGGGCCAUCGGACUGAGCCAUACAAUCCUGAAACAAAUGGAUUGUUACAUGUGCAGAAUACAGACACCAUAAACACAAACACCUAAUGCUACGGACACACCUAUCAAUUACAGUGAGUGAAAGACUAUAAACACAAAACAACAACCAAAAACAAUACGACGUAUCUUUGAAACAACAGAGGCAAAGAAUCUUUUAAUCGUCGGGACAACUUCCCGGAAAAGCAGCAUGUACUGAUUGAGUUAUAAGUUGCUGUUAAUGUUUUUGGCAUUAACUGAGCAGAAUGGAAAAAGUGGAUGAGUUAGAGCACCCUCUUCUGGGAGAGGGAACAAAUAAUAAAAGUGUGUCUGGACCUGGUUUUGUCUCUGGGCCCGUGUCCACAUAUUCUCCUGGUGAGCGAUUUAAAGGGGUCUUAGUAAAGUGUGAGGAGGAUCAAGUGUACCCUCCACUGGCCUGGAGUAGUUACUGCGGACACCCCCCUGAGAUCCAACAGCAGCAGCUCUUGGACCCCUGCUCUCUGCCUCGCACCAUGGAGUCCUACUACCCAGGUGGCCCUUUGUGGGGGCACACAGACUCACUGCUCAAUAAGGACUAUCUGGAGACUACCUUUGUGGACAUAAGGCCUGGUUCAACACUGGAGAGGAAGCUGAUGGCUGAGGCUCAGGACUAUCAUAGUACUUACAGCAUGGAGGAUGAAGACGACCUGCUCCCAGACUCAGAUGAUUCAUCCAUUGAAGAUUACACAGACACAGACAGUGAGAGCAACUUCCCUCUAAUGAUACCACAGGACUACUUGGGUCUGGCCUUCUUCUCUAUGCUCUGCUGCUUUUGGCCCCUGGGCAUUGCUGCGUUCUACCUGUCACAAAAGACAAACAAGGCAUCGGCUCAGGGGGACUUCCAGGGGGCCACUGCAGCAUCCCGUCAGGCCCUGUGGCUUUCAGUCUUGUCCAUCGUGUUUGGGAUCAUCACGUAUACUUGUGCCAUUGCUGCCCUCAUCUCCUACCUGUCUGGAAAGCCACCUUAGAAGUAAAUCAUGUGAACUUAAAAAGACACAACCCCAAGCCAAUACAAGAAUCUCAUAAAUCAACAUUCAUACAGGCUGUAGAUGUAAUAUAGCUGUCUUUCCCUAUACCAUGUCUGUCAUCAACUCUAUAAAGUUGUAAAAGAUAAAAAUCAUGUUGAAGGCAUGCCCAAAAAUGGACGCAUUGAGACCAAUCUGUUUACAUAUAAUUUUUUUCCAUAGUGCACACAUGCAAUCUAUCCAAACGUAAAGGACACCCACUCAUUAUACUCAAAUAGAUAAAAAAAAGAAAGAAAUACGGAAGUUUUAUGAAAAAUGUUUUGUAAAAAAGACAAAAGAAAAGAGCCAUACAUGUGAUGUUGCCUUUGCUUUUCUAUUGAUUUGAGCCUGAUUAUUUAUAAUGGUUUGACUGGCUCCAAGGGUUACUCCAAAACUGCAAGGGGUUAUCUUUUCAUCUCUUUAUAAUGACAGAAAUUGCAUUAUUUUGAUAAGUUUUCUGCUAUUAAGCCAAAAUCAGUUUUGAUCUGUGGUGUAUGGCGCUCAGUAAGAUGUGUCGGGGCAUAUUAUGCCAACACAUAUGCAUACACAACUAUGGGGCAUUUUCUGCUUUAAAAAUAAACAUACCCAGAAAAAUGUAAAUAGAGAGCUUUGUAAAGAAUACCGAAAGAUGAAUAAACAGCAAAGUUAAGACUUCAAGUGCAAAAAAUAUACAGAGAAAACUGUCAUGAGCUAUUCUAAUAAUAGAAGGUCGUCUCUGCAACUUUUGUCCAAGUCUAGCUACAGCACAGGUGAUUUUGUUGGAAACUGAAAUGUAAUACUGUGAACUCAGAAACACAAUGCAGCCAAAGGAGAAGGAAAGCAAGAGUUUACAUGUCAGUGAAAAUAUCUAUUUUGGUCAGAAUGCAAUAUGCAUGGAGACUUUUGCCAAUCAAGCCAAUUUCAGGCUUGACAUUUGUAUCAUGUUAUGUGAUGUUCAAUAAUGCAAAAAAAACAACAAAAAAACAAAAAACAAACUGAUGAAAACAAAUGAAAAACAAAAACCUCAUCCAUAUUGGUUUGAGCAAGUGUGCCAUCAAUGAAACUGUGAAUAAAUGAAUCCCCAAGUAUUUUAAAAGUGAUUCAAAGGAAAAGGUAAAUAUUUUCUAUUUAUAUAUUGUAUAUAGUUUUUUAGAUCCACUACAGAAAUGAAUUUCUGGAUCAGAAUUUGUUCAUAAAAACUAAUUACAGUUGAAUACCACGCGACAACACAUGGUAACCUCUAAAUAAUAUUACAAUUACAACAUCCACUAAGACAAUCCUUCACUUUUCUUCAAUGGGCUAUUUGUCGUUUCUGUCAGUUUUAGCAUUAUAGUUUGAUAAAAAGGCAUUUGAUGUAAAUUGCCUUUUCUUAGAUGGUUGACAUUGCUUGACAGCUCAUGGUCAGACUUGGUUUAUUUUGUAUAGUCAAUUACUGGAUGCAGUGAAUUUAACAGGUAUAUGUGCCAACUGCUGCUAAAGGUUAUGUAUUACACAUGCUAUAAAUUAUAUUAUUUACCUUUAGAGUCCAUACUUGUAAAUUGAUCUGUAAAAUAAAGAAAUAAACCCU